AUGAGUGCGGCCCAAAAACUCACCAAGAAGCAGAAGAAGGCGCUCGCCUUCCGAGAGCGCAAAGGCAAGGGAAAGGCCAAGGCCGUUGACGAAGACAACGAUGUUCCUGUUGAAGAGAACCUCGAUCUGGUGGAGGCUCAAGUGGAAGAUAGCCAUGUGGAAGAUCCGCAGGGACGUGGCAAGCCUGAAGCAACGACACUCGGCGAGGCUAAGCGGGUGGUGGAAGGCGGUAGGCCUGCGCAAAAGCGGAAGCGCGAGGAGGAAAAGCCAGUGGAGGGCGGCGAGCAGUCAAAACCGAAGAAGAAGAAGCGGAAGGCCACUGACAGCGAAGGGGUCGCUACUGGGGAUGCAGCGACAGAAGCGGGAGAGCAGCCUGCUGAUAUGGAGUCAAAAGUGAAGCAGAAACAGCGGUUCAUUCUGUUCGUUGAUCAUACUGGUGUCACGCCUCUCAUCGAAGCCGUCAAAAAUGGACACGUUGAGGUAGUCAGAGCGCUUUUGGAGAAAGGUGCAGACCCCACCAACGCUUCUAGCCAAGGUCCGCCUGAGACCUACACGACGGACUCAGUGAUUCUGGAGCUCUUGGAGACCGCGAAGGGCAAGCUGAACAGCAACGCUGCGCCCGCGCAGGAGCCACUUUACAGCCACGACCAAAACAUGGAUCCUACUAAAGGCUACUAUGGUCCUCCUCCUGGUGCUUACUACUACCCUGGUGUACCCAUCGGCGCUCCUAUGAUGCCAGACGGCUCUGUAGCAUACUACCCGCCACCUCCAGCCCCAAUCUCAUCUGACCAAAAUGCAGGAGCAAUGUCCAACCUGCCGCCGCCUGAAGUAGCGCGCAUGAUACCUUGCCGCGAAUGGGAUUGGUUCACCGACUUCACCGUCAGCACAUCCGCAGGCGGAUGGCUAUGGGCAUGGACCCAUGAACCGAGAUGGUAUGGCCCACCACCGAAGAGGAAGCGCGCGCAGGCCUUCCUUCGCGCUGAGUGCCGAUUCCCCCAUGUAUUGCCGGAGGUUACUGCUUCCUACCAGCAUCACCACCACCCUCCUCCCCACUUCGCUCCUCGUGGUGGACACCGUCCGCGUCCGUCUGGACAUGCUCACAUGAAUGGCGUGAACGGCCCGAAUGGUAUCGAGGAGAGGUUCGCGGGCAUGGGCAUCCAGGACCAUGACAGACAGCCAUCACACGUACGUAACAACACAAAUGGUACGAGCGCCACAACGGCUUCCAGCAGAUCGCAGUCGAGCGACCCCGGAAGUCGACGAGGACCACCAGGGUACAAGCUCAAUCACAUCCCCAACGGCGCGCGACCGGACAAGAAAUUCUUACCCUCGAAACCUCAGCGUGUCCCUAGCGCUGACGAGUUCCCUACGCUCAGCAGCACUACUCCUCCCUUGCGCAGCCCGGCGAUUCAGGGAACUGGGGCGAAUGGCUGGAGUGGUCCCACCGCUGCUCAGGUCCUUCAAGCUCCUCCACCGCCCCGUAAAGAGAGUCAGCCGGAUCCUCGUGGAAACUCCCCGGAGCAGAAGGAGGCUAGCCUCGACUUGAAGGAUGCGAAACCGGAAGUGAGCAGUUCUCCUGCGGAACUGCCUGUGAGCAAGCUCCCCGUCUCCUUUGCUGCUGCUGCUGCUGCCGCUGCCGCCGCCGCCGCCUCGGUCGCUGCCACUGCUGCACCUGAUGCGGCCAAAGAAGUGACUGUCACUGCCUAAAACGGAUAUUCAAUGUCCUCUUGCAUCUUGUGCUGCAUCUUUUCGUUCGACCUCGUUUCACUCGUCUCCCGUGCGCUACUCCGGGCUAUCUGCUGUAUUAUGUAUUCUCUCCUGCUUUCUGUGACGUCUUCCGUGUCCAUAAUGUCUGCGCGCCGGCGCUGUCAUAUCAUCGACCUAUACAUACAUCGGACCCUCCACUCUGUUCACUCUCAGCAUCAUCAGCUUUUUCGUGCCUUCUGCUGCAUUUCUCUGUCUGCCUAGAGUCAUUGCCUUCCUCUUGUUUACUCGUCAGCUCACCUCGAUGUUGUGUCACGCUCAAACACCCAAAAGCAAUCUUCGUAUCCAAUAAAACCUAUCAUAGUACUUCCUAUGGCCCUGCUUCUACCCACGUAUAUGCUACAGUUCAGAUUAACUUAUGCCGCGGUG
Postia placenta MAD-698-R-SB12 is the source of this 2133-nucleotide messenger RNA. RefSeq lists its product as hypothetical. Gene Ontology annotation, molecular function: protein binding. The record is from RefSeq and is a predicted model, not a curated record. The transcript has 7 exons. NCBI's taxonomy places the organism in Eukaryota, Fungi, Basidiomycota, Agaricomycetes, Polyporales, Adustoporiaceae. The coding region runs from base 1 to 1707 and encodes 568 amino acids.